Fibroporia radiculosa is the source of this 573-nucleotide messenger RNA. RefSeq lists its product as uncharacterized. Bases 1 to 573 code for a protein of 190 amino acids. The transcript has 3 exons. NCBI's taxonomy places the organism in Eukaryota, Fungi, Basidiomycota, Agaricomycetes, Polyporales, Fibroporiaceae. The record is from RefSeq and is a predicted model, not a curated record.
AUGCAAUACUGCUUGCUUGCCGCAAUAUCAGUCGCCGUCGGGUGGUCCCUGCCACGAGAGUGGCCUAAUGUCUACGGACAGUGGUCCGAUGCAUUCACCGUUCGGCGAUUCUGGGGACGUACGUACCAUCAGUUGCUACGCCGAUACACGUCUUCCUUUGGGAAGAUGUUCUGUCGCCUCCUGAACUUGCAACCAGGCUCCUGGGCAUCAUCCUACACGCAGCUGUACGUUGGCUUUGCAGUAUCGGGCCUAAUGCACUGCGCAGGCGAUUUCAUGGUGAGCCCCUCGUUACUUGGGGCCUCGUUCCCAUUCUUCGCCGCGCAGGCCGUGGCGAUAUCGCUAGAGGAUGCUGUCAUAGAUAUUGCUAAAAGGACGGACAUGAAGUGGCCAGAGCUCCUCGUGCGCGGUCUUGGGUAUGCCUGGGUUUUUGCGUGGUUGAGUCUUUCAGUGCCAUGGUAUAUCAACUGGUCGGUGAAAGCAGGGGUCAUUGACACCGACCGUGUACCUUUCUCACUCAUCACUCUCCUUGUUCCGAGUGCAAAGACGGGUGCGGUUAGCUUUGCCACAGCCUGA